AUGCCACCCUGGAUUGAAAGAAGUAGAGGAAUUCGACAAGUGGUAUAUGGGGCUAAUAGGGCUCCCCCACUUGCCGGUGGACCAUAUGGUUGCUGUGUGGCAAUCGUUAAUGAACGAGCCGCCACCGGGCGUAAUGGAGUCUCCAUUGUUUGCGCCAGGAAUGACAAGCUGAUGUACGAAGUGACCGACUACUGGUUCACAACGGAAAAUUAUAAGAUGUUCGGCUACUCCCAAUACGCCGACCUCAUCAGGACAAUAAACUGUCUGGAGGGACUUCACAAUGGGUGGAACUCCCUCCUGCGGGCCUCGCCGAAAUUGAAACAAUUCAUAAAGAUCAUGUGCCACGAAUUAGAAAGGGAGGGGCUGAAUAUAAUUCAGCUCCUCAGAAAAGAAGAGAUGCCUCGGCGAAGACGCGUGGACAUCGUCAGAAACGAAUGGCUCAACCGGGCAACCGCAGCCAUGAUGAACGAAUGCAAGGAUCCCUUGUGCGACCAACCGAAAUGUUGAAAAAGUAAGACUGUUAUGUAAAAGCUUUAACCCCAUGACCAUUAUUAACUGUUCUUUGUUUUAGAUAUGCGCGAUUCUGCGCAUACCUCUGCGCCGCGCCAAGAAAGACGCGACAAACAAAAAAGGUACAGCGUCACCAACAAGCUGUAUUAAAUCAACAAGGCGCAAAUCCAGAAGAUAUUGAGGAUGAGGAUGAGAACGAUAUUGUGGGAGCAUAUGACAACAUACCAGCAACAACGACGUCAUUUUCCCAACUUGUGUGGACGCCUUGGGACCCGUUAAAUCGGUUAUGA
Bursaphelenchus xylophilus (pine wood nematode) is the source of this 800-nucleotide messenger RNA. NCBI's taxonomy places the organism in Eukaryota, Metazoa, Nematoda, Chromadorea, Rhabditida, Aphelenchoididae. The record is from the annotation of a GenBank genome assembly.